Malurus melanocephalus (red-backed fairy wren) is the source of this 6797-nucleotide messenger RNA. RefSeq names its product family with sequence similarity 171 member A1 (gene FAM171A1). The record is from RefSeq and is a predicted model, not a curated record. Bases 346 to 3033 code for a protein of 895 amino acids. NCBI's taxonomy places the organism in Eukaryota, Metazoa, Chordata, Aves, Passeriformes, Maluridae. Gene Ontology annotation, cellular component: plasma membrane. The transcript has 8 exons. Gene Ontology annotation, biological process: regulation of cell shape; stress fiber assembly.
GAGCCCGGGCCGCUCCCGCGGGGAGAGCGGGGCGAUAAACGGGGCGGAAUUGAAGAAUAAACCCGGGCGGACAGGCAGUGGGGCCGUGCAGCCCUCCCGCCUCCCCUCCUUCCCCCCCCACCCCCGCCGCCCGCCCGCCCGGGGGGACAGCGCGGGACGCGGAGCCGGGGCGCAGCGGCGGGACGACAAUGCAGCAGGCGGAGAAAGCAGGAGGGGCAGCGCACGGCAACAUGGAGGGAGGCGCGGAGCGGGCCAGCCCCUGAUGCGGCUCUUUCUCCUCCUCCUCCGGGCAGCGGCUCCGGCGGCGAUUCUCUCCCUGGCGGCGGCUGGCGGCGGCGGGUGGAAAUGAGCAGGUCGGCGGCGCUUCUCCUCUGCCUGCUGGGCUGCAACGUGUGGAAGGCGGUGACCAAAACCUUAGGGGCGCCCGAGGCGGCUCAAGAAGUAACGCUGAAGGUCCAUGUAAGCGAUGCCAGCACUCAUCAGCCAGUAACUGAAGCCUUCAUUGAGAUUUUUACCAACCAGAUCUCCAUUGCAUCUGGAACCUCAGGAGCAGAUGGCACUGCCUUCCUCAAGUUUCAGUAUAAGUUGGGCAAUCAGCUGAUAGUGACUGCUAGUAAACAUGCAUAUGUGCCAAAUUCUGCACCAUGGAAACCUGUAAGAUUGCCUGUGUUCUCUUCACUGAGCCUCGGCCUUCUUCCUGAACGCUCAGCUACUCUGAUGGUCUACGAUGAUGUAGUCCAGAUAGUCUCAGGAUUUCAAGGUGCACGGACUCAGCCACAAGUUCACUUUCAAAGAAGAUCUGUGAAAUUGCCAGAGAACACUAGCUACAGUGAUUUGACAGCAUAUCUGACUGCAGCCAGUUCACCCUGGGAAGUGGACAGUUUCCCUUAUUUGCAGGGAUUAGAUGGAAAUGGAACAGGAAACAGCACCAGGUAUGACCUCACCCCUGUCACUGCCGUCAGCGUCCACCUCCACAGCAGCGAUGGGACCCCCGUCCCUGUGAACGGCCCCAUCUAUGUAACAGUGCCUCUGCCAGCAAACAGCAACUUGAAACACAAUGCACACGUUCCAGCAUGGAGGUUUGACCAAAAAUUUGGGACAUGGCUGAAGAGUAGUUUGGGCAUUGUGCAACAAGAAGGAAAUCAGUUGACUUGGACUUAUAUUGCACCUCARCUGGGCUACUGGGUUGCAGCUAUGUCACCUACUAUCCCAGGUCCCGUUGUAACACACGACAUUACCAGCUAUCACACAAUGUUUCUUUUGGCAAUUUUAGGAGGGAUGGCUCUCAUACUUCUAGUCUUGCUGUGUCUGCUUUUGUAUUAUUGCAGAAGAAAAUGUCUAAGACCACGUCAACAUCAUAAGAAACUGCAACUUUCGACAGCACUGGACACUUCUAAGAAGGAUCAAGCAACGUCAAUGUCCCAUAUAAAUUUAAUAUUUUCACGUCGUGAGUCAGAAUUUCCAGGUGGAUUGUCUGUUGCCAGCAAUGGACACGCUGAAAACUCAGGGGCAAAGGAAUUAAUCAGUGCUGUCCACAUGGAGAUGGUAUCACCUACUGGAGAAGCAGAUAUGCAUACACCUAUGCUCAAACACUCCUUCAGUACUUCCCAGGAGUUCAGCUCCCGAGAGGAACUGCUCUCUGACAAGGAGAAAGACAAGAGCAGAAUUUCCUUGGAUGACCURACUCCCAGUGGGUCUCUAAGAAAAGACUACCACAAAUCAGCAGAUAGYUUUCCUCUAAAGGCAAGAAAAUCGACAGAAACAGCUGAAGGCUAUGAGUCCCCUAUUAAAGAUGAGUAUAGGAGAAGUUACAAUGCUAUGCUGUCUCAGCCUUUAUUUGAAAAGCAAGAGAGAGAAAUUCAAGUAUCUAUGAACCAUAUUGCUACUGGAAGUAAAUAUAAUAUUCAGGAACAAAUAUACCCCACACCUUCAGCCCCUGAAAAAGAGCUGCUGGACUGCAGACCUACUGAUUGUAUGAUGUCUCGUUCAGUUGAUCACCUUGAAAGACCUACAUCUUUCCCUCGACCAGGUCAGUUAAUCUGCUGCAAUUCUGUUGACCAAGUCAAUGACAGUGUUUACAGAAAGGUUUUGCCUGCACUGGUCAUCCCAGGUCAUUACAUGAAGUUGCCCGGAGAGCACCCUUUUGUUAGCCAGCCCCUGGUUGUCCCAGCUGACCAGCAGAUUGAUCUAGAAAGACUUCAGGCUGAGCUUCCYAACCCUCACGCACGGCUUUUCCCGCACCCCACCCAGCAGCUGCAGCCCCAGCAGUUGGCAUCCCAAGCAAUAUCUCAGCAGCAUUUGCAAGAUGCAGGUGCAGCUGAGUGGAGUCAGCAAAAUGCUUCCAUGUCUGAGUCUAUUUCCAUUCCUGCCUCUCUUAAUGAUGCGUCCCUGGCUCAAAUGAAUAGCGAAGUGCAGCUUCUUACAGAAAAGGCUUUGAUGGAAUUGGGAGGUGGAAAGCCAUUGCCUCAUCCUCGAGCAUGGUUYGUUUCUCUAGAUGGACGUUCAAAUGCUCACGUUAGACAUUCAUACAUUGAUCUCCAAAGAGCUGGUAGGAAUGGGAGUAACGAUGCCAGUUUGGACUCUGGUGUUGACAUGAAUGAACCGAAAUCUGCCCGAAAGGGAAGAGGAGAUCAUCUGUCUGCACCUCAGAGUCACCCCCCGGUGCAGGAGCACCAGCAGAGGGAGCGGAAGGCUUCCGAUAGCACGGCUUACACGCAGCUGGUGUACUUGGAUGACAUGGACCAAAGUGGCAGCGAGUGUGGAACAGCAGUUUGCAGCCCCGAGGACAAUGCUCUCCGAUGCCUCCUAGAAGGCACCAGUAAGAGAAGUGGUGUGCAGCUGCCCAGCCUGCAGGAGGAAACCAGAACUGUGGAUACCAAACCAGAGCCAUUAACUAGUCCUGAACAYGGAACAUCCGGUCAAGAUGAUGAUGAUGAUGAGGAGGAGGAUGAAGAAGAUGACCAAGGUGAAGAUAAAAAGAGUCCUUGGCAGAAACGAGAGGAAAGACCACUAAUGACUUUCAAUCUAAAGUGAGCUAUUGUGAAAAUCCACCCUUCAGUGGAAUAUAAAAUUGCCAAAUAUCCUUUCUGUGGAAGUGCUUGAUAUUUUUUUUCCUUUUUUCUUCUUUUUUUUUCUUUUUUUUGUUGUUGUGGAGAGAAAAGAGAAAAACAAACUGUGGUGAGCAACAUUUGAAAGAAUUUAAAUGCAUUACUGUGUAAAUGUUAGAAAAGAAUUUAAAUCAUUCCUCUGAUUUAACAGCUGMCUCCAGUGAGAUAGCUGAACAAAGAGUGUGAUUGUUAUUCCAUAUACUUGAUAUUGGUCAUCCAGGAUGUUGAAAAUACUGACAAAUUGUUUUGGUUGGUUUAUGACCUCAAUCUCCUUAUGAAUAGGAGCUGGUAAAGCUUUUGUUUUGUAGGCCAAUUUUAUGUUGAUAAUGCUACUGAAAGUAUCUUAAAAACAAGAGUUUGACACAUGGUGUCCAAAAUUGUGCAUUAUCUCAAUGAAAGGCUAUGCAUUGCUGCUUUUAGUAAUAUUUUGCUUAUACUAUGCUUUUCUUAAUUUUACAAGUUGGUUGUAAACAUUUUAUGUCCUUUAUUAUAAAACUACUCAGCAAUUUAUUUUAAUGUACAACUGCAGGAAACUUGAGUAGCAUCCCUUAGCAUUGAAGCCUUUUUAUGAAACCAAACUGAACUUUGUGUCGACUAAGAUUCCUCCAAUUCUGGUCCCAUUUUCUCAAAGUGCCUUUUUUACAGUAACAAUGAACAGUCCCUUCUUUUGCUAAGUCCUUUUAAUUGACCCCAUUUGAGAUUUUAUAAACUUCUGAACUUCUACCUUUUAUUUUAAGCUGCAUGCCAAGAGUCCCAUUUUGUGCUGAGCAUUUCUCAUUUCAAUACAGUGUAUUCUGUAGCUAUCAUGUAUAUUGUGGAUUCUGUUUAGCCAGGAUAGACUUAGAAGACAUUUUAAAGGGCCCAGAGUAGCCAAGAAGAUAGUUUCAUUGACUGUAUAUAUUGUUAGUUUCCUCUGGAAUCACAUGAGCUARUCAUGCUCAUAUAAAAUGGACUAUGGACCGAGCAAGUGGACUGAAUGUGUCUAGAAAAAUUUGAGGGGAAAAAAAAUGUACUAUCCAAAAGUGCCAGAAUUACUCUUCUGUGCUUUUUUUCCAUACAGAGCUGCUUGGUUAUCCAAAAAUUAUAAUUGAAAAUAAACUGCAAAAAGUAUCUUYGUGGAUUUUUUCCUCUGUUAGUGGUUAUUACAUUAUUUUAUGUUAUUUAAAAAGAAAAAAUACUUUGAUUUCACUUUUCCUKUUCAUAUUUAUGCUUGUGUGAUUUAUUUUCUUUUGCAGCUCUCAUGAACUUAAGUCAAUACUGAAAUUUAGACCCYUUUUCAGAAAAGCAUCCUCUGUAUUUUGAUAAAUACAUAAUUAUUUGCUUAAGUAUCACUGAAGACAUUGGAAAUGAAAUCCUGGUAUCACCAAAACUCCCUGUGGAGUCACUCUUCCUGUGGGCCAGUUUUCUUCCUGGGAUUCCUGUGGGUACUCAGACUUACUGCACUCUUCUCACUUUUUCAUGAAUUGGGUUCAAAGAAGAGGAAGUAUGUGACUUCCACUCUUGUGGAACCCUUCAUAUACAUUCCAUUUAUCAAGUUUCAUUCUGUUAUUUUUAUGCAGAUUAGCAGCAGUCAUGCUUACUAAAAUUAGUAAUUAAGUAAUCUCCAAAGUGAUUWAAGUGCUAUGUAGUUCCUAUUUAAUUUUUAAUAAGCCCCAACUCACAUUCAUUGCUUUAUUUUCAGUAGAUCUCAAGGUUUUCAUAGGAAGUGAAUCUUGUAAUUUCCAUCUCACUGUAUGUCUUACCUGGGAAUCUGAUCUCUACCCAGGAAUUGAAUCCCAAUUCCCUAGUUCCCAGGUCAAUGCUCCUUUCCAUCCACAAAGCUACAUCACCUUUUGCUUUGAUUCAUGUUUGAAAGUGGUAUAUGUUGUAAAAGAAAUCUAAAAUAUUGUGGAGUGCAUUGAAUAUUGAAAUCACCAUAUUAGCAGUAAAUUAUGUUUUGCUCAUUGUGUGUGCGUGCCAGGUCUUUUCCUAUCCUGUUUAGGAAUUUUGUACUGACCACCUGUGAACUGGUUUUGGGCUCUGGGUUUCUUAUUGUUUGUGCAAGGUCACUGAACAGAAAAAUACUUUAAAGGAAUGGUAUUUAUCAGAUGUCAGUAAGUGCUGGUAAUACAGUGUCACAUCAGUCAGAAUGCUGCAUAAGUAAACAUUCUGAAUAAAACUUCUGCAUACUAGAAUUAUUGUGCUAUUUAAUUUCAAAUUUUCUGUUGUCUUAGAUGUCAUUUUUAAUUACAUUCUUUUUUCACAUUCCWUUGCAAAGUUUCCAUCGUUGCUAUCUUGUAAAGUGAGAUUGUUGCUAUUAAAUUGCAGUGGUUUGUUUCUUUAAUUGUGUUGGUUUUAUGUUCAAAACAUUUCAUUUGAUGGUUUGAUGAUUUGUGGUCCUAAUACAGCAAAUAUAUUUGAACAAAAGCAGUGUGUGUAUGUUGAAAAUCAAAAAUGGCAUUUUUUAAUUGGUGUGAUARCUUAAUUUUGCAGAAUAUAUAGUUUAUGAAAUGUGUUUCUCUGUAUCCAACACACCUGGCCCAUCUGCUAAAUGAAACAGGAAUAGAGUUAACACAGAUCAGGUAACAGGUUGAGACUGGAAUAUGCCAUGCCUAAUCUGAAAGUCCUGUGACAAUUUCUAUGUUUUAAUUUUCAGAAACAUACUGAGGAAGGUACGUCAGUAAAAUACUAUACAUUUUCUUGCUUAUAUAUUGCAGUUGCACAGUGAAGCAAGUUCCAAUAAAGCAUAUAAAACACAGAGAACAAAGUAUAACUUGAAUAGGUCUUGGCAUCAGCAGCUCCAAGUCCAUGUAGAAGAUAAACUAGAAAAACAAUUGUUUUCUUGUUUUCUGAUGGCAAAUACUAGUAGGAAAAAAAUGUAAAWGUUUGUAAUGACAAAGCUUACAAAACUAACAAAAAUAUGUUGAUCUUUAAAAAUUACUAAAAAUAAAUUUUCUAAAUUCAGGUCUAUUUAUAUCACAGACUUUCUGAAAUGUUAGCACUCUUGGGAGUUAAUACACUCAUUAAGAGUUCAUUCACUUCAUGAUUGUCCCCCAGCUUCCACUUUGUUCCUGCUCAAAUGCUUGCUUCUCAAAGCUUAUUAAUCUGUAAAGUACCUUACUUAUUGUGAUAAAGACUUUUUAUUAUUUGAUUAAGUGCUUUGUCAGGGUACCAUCAUGUGAAACCCUCUGCAGAUACAGGGACAAAAACUGGGUACUGCCUCACUCAGUGUUUGCAAUCUAAUAUGCUACACAAAUCAUACAAAAUUGUGGUACUGAUCUGAGAUGAACAGAUUACAAAGGAAGGCCCACCAUUUGGAAAUUSCUCAUGCUUUUCUUUGUUACAGGGAGGACUGAGUAGCUUUAGUAGAGUGAAUUGAGCACUCUUGAAAUACCUKGGCAAUAUUUUCAUUUUCUGCCCUUCAUUCUAUCUAUGAAUACUCUAGGGGACCAAUCUUACUUCACUGUUCUAAACCAAUAUGGUUGAAAUUGUUAAGAAAUAAAUGUCCUAUGUAGGGUUUAGCCUAUAGAAUAGUACAAGCAUAAAUGAACAAGUGCUGGAUUAGAUAUUUACCCUUAGUCUAGGAAAUUCUGCAGUGAACCAAAAACGCCUAUAUUUUUUUUUCUUAACCAACAAGAAUUCAUCAAUUCUUAAAAAUUAUUAUAACACAAUAAUCAACUAUCAAUAGUGUGUAACUUGGGGCAUGGUAGC